UGAAGCUGUUUAUUUGGUCAAACACCAACGAGGACAAGAAAUCUGAUCAAUUGCAUUGCAAGACCACAAGAGAAGGGAGGAAGCUUCUUGCUUCCAGUCUGGAAGGUCCCUGUUCACAUCAUCAGAUCAAUCUCCUCCGUUUUCGAAACAGCUGUCCUCAGCCUCCGGUACUCUCAGGAGGAGGGACGGCCGAGAUGGCUGAGGUUGCUGUAUCAAUAGUUGUUGAAAAGCUUUCAGAACUUCUAGUCGAACAAGCAGUGGGCGCAGUGGGCGUAGUUUCUGUACUUGAUGGUUUGCGCAACGACGUAGAGAGGCUGAAGAAUGAGUUACGAUGGAUGCAAUGCUUUCUGAGGGAUGCCGAUGCUAAACAAGAAGAAAACCAGCUGGUCCGCUUGUGGGUUUCCGAUAUUAGAGAUGUUGCUUUUGAAGCUGAGGAGCUAAUAGAGAUUUAUGUUUACAAGGUAGCGUGUCAAAGCAGAUGGUACAGAGUCUUUAGAUCCUUACAUCUCUACGAGGUCUCCAGAAAAAUCGAGAAAAUUCGAACUAGGAUACAUGAUGUAUCUACAAAGCGGGAAACCUACGGCGUUGUCAGAGAAACACAGGGGAAAAUUAUUACCAAUGACCGGUUGAGGUACUGGAGACAGCCAUGGCCCUAUACUGAAGAGGAGUGUGUAAUUGAGCUUGAAGAUGACAUGGAAUUGCUGGUCAAUCAACUGCUUACAGUGGACGCUGGGCGGGUGGUCUCUAUAGUUGGUAUGGGGGGUUUGGGCAAAACCACCUUAGCUAAGAAACUGUAUAAUCACAGCAAAAUUCAUAACCAUUUUGAUUGCAGAGCUUGGGUUUAUGUGUCCAAAGAAUACAGAAGAAGAGACAUUUUGCUAGGAAUUCUCAAGGAUGCAGAUGCUCGCGGUAGAAAUGAGGUUGACGGACGGGAGAGAUGGCGGGAGGAAGACAUGGUGACCCGCCUGCAUACUAUCUUGGACGAGAAAAGGUAUUUGGUAGUUCUUGAUGAUAUUUGGAGCACGGAGGUUUGGGAUAGCCUAGAAUCUGCAUUUCCCAGAGGGAAGAUGGGUAGUAAAAUUCUGCUCACAACUAGAGACAUGAGAAUAGGUAAGCACGCCGGUGGCGGCGGUAACCCUCAUAAACUACGAACGCUGACUGAAGAUGAGAGUUUGAGAUUGCUGUGCCACAAAGCAUUCCCCGGAAUGAAUAGCAUCCCCCCGGAGUUGGAGAAUCUUGCAAGGGAUGUCGUAGUGAAAUGUGGUGGUUUGCCUCUGGCUGUGGUGGUGGUUGGCGGUUUAUUAUCAAGAAAACUUCAAUCAAACGAGGAAUGGAUGCGAGUGGCCAAAAAUAUCAGUUGGCAUCUGCUAAAUGAGCAAGACAGAAUCCGAUAUAUUUUGGCCCUGAGCUACAAUGACUUGCCUUCUCACUUGAAAUCAUGCUUUCUCUACCUAGGUCUUUUCCCAGUCGGCAUGAACAUUCAGACGAAAAGGUUGAUUCGCCUGUGGGUCGCAGAAGGUUUUUUACCGCAAGAAGGGGCAGAAACAGCAGAAGGUGUUGCUGAGAACUGCCUAAACGAGUUGAUUGGUAGGUGCAUGGUUCAAGUGGGCUCAGUAAGUUCGUUAGGCAAAGUUAAGACAAUUCGCAUCCAUGAUCUUCUCAGAGAUAUUUCCGUCUCCAAAGGGGAAGAGGAAUAUUUUCUCCGCAUAUAUCUUGGGAGCCUGGAAAGUUCAUCGGCAUCUCAGCUAAAUAGAUCCCGCCGCCAUGCCAUACAUUCUUGCUAUGACCGUUAUGACUUCUUGAAACACGAUGCUUGUCAUUCACGUUCCCUCCUCUUCUUCAAUAGAGAAUAUAAUGCAGAUAUAGUGAAGAAAAUCAGGUUCUAUGACCAGCAGUACAAUAUGAAUUUCCUGCUAGAAAAGAAACUGAAUUUAAUUUUUAGCAAAUUCAAGCUUCUCAGGGUUUUAGAGUUAGACGGUGUUCGGGCUGUUCGUCUGCCGAAUACAAUAGGGGACCUUAUUCAAUUAAGGUAUCUUGGACUGAGGAAGACUAAUUUGGAAGAGGAACUUCCACCUUCCAUUGGAAACUUGCUGAACCUACAGACGCUUGAUUUAAGGUACUGUUGUUUUCUGAAGAAGAUACCAAAUGUGAUUUGGAAGAUGAUUAGUUUGAGGCAUUUGCUUCUGUACACUCCAUUUGAUUCUCCAGAUAGCCGUCAUCUAAGAUUGGAUACAUUAACCAAUUUACAAAGCCUGCCGUACAUUGAGGCUGGACACUGGAUAGAAGAUGGGGGUCUAGAAAACAUGAAAAGUCUCAGGCAAUUGGGAAUAUAUGAAUUAUCCGGAAAAGUGGUGAGGUCAGUGCUUUCUAUUGCACAAGGAUUACCUCACCUUCACUCACUGUCUCUAUCACUUCAAUCAGAAGAAGAUGAAUUUCCAAUUUUGAUGCAGCUUUCUCAGUGCACUCAUCUCCGCAAGCUCUCUUUGAAUGGGAGGAUCAAGAAGCUACCUGACCCUCAUGAAUUCCCGCCAAAUCUUAUCAAACUAACUCUGCAUAACUCCCAUUUACAGAUGGAAUCCAUUGCCAAACUUGAGAGGCUGCCAAAACUGAAAAUGCUUGUUUUAGGGAAAGCGGCGUACAACAGGAGGGAAUUGAUCUUCUCUGCUGAUGGAUUUUCACAAUUGCGAAUUCUAAGGCUUAAUGUUCUGAAAGAAUUGGAGGAGUGGACAGUUGAGGAAAGGGCAAUACCAAGACUCGAGCAUGUCAUUAUUAAUCGCUGUGAGAAGCUGAAGAAGAUCCCAGAAGGACUGAAGGCUCUCUCUUCUCUCAAGGAAAUAAAGAUUAUAGGAAUGCCAGUAGAAUUUGAACAGAGACUACGAACUAAAGACUUGCUGGAAUUCCAAAAUAUCCCUUCAAUUGAAUCAACUACAGACAUUUUGGCAAAUGAUUUCAACGGCGGGCACAAUGUUGGUCGUUGAGAAACCUUUCACCUUGGUAGAGGAAGCAUGUCCUAGUUGUGGUUUUUUCUCUUUCAUUGAACAGCAUGUGCUUCAUUUUUCUUGUUGACCAUUUGCAUAAUUGCUGAGAUUGAUCGUUUCGCUGGCAAGUUUUCCUCGUCUCUUCUAUUUUUUUGGACUCUUGAAUCCAAUUUUUAGUACUUCCGGCAACGGUCGCAUGACUCGAACACAAAGGUACAGGGAGUUGGCCAGAAAAAUAUCUUACAGCGAAAGCUCAGAGUUUAUUGUAACAUUCACAAAAAUUUCUAUCUAUACACACUGUAAAGGCUGUGACUUGAAAAAAUAGAUUACAACAUGAAGCUGAACAAGAUUCUAUUUACUUAACUGCAAUUCUGUAUAUUCUGGUUUA
Molecule: messenger RNA, 3366 nt
Organism: Neltuma alba
Lineage: Eukaryota; Viridiplantae; Streptophyta; Magnoliopsida; Fabales; Fabaceae
Product: putative disease resistance RPP13-like protein 3
Exons: 2
Coding region: 195-2978 (927 amino acids)
Biological process (GO): defense response to other organism
Molecular function (GO): ADP binding
Source: RefSeq, a predicted model, not a curated record